AUGUAUAAAAUAAUCUAAAAAUUAGGAGAUGGUGUUUUUGGUAGUGUUACAAAAGCCUUGGAUGAAAGAACUCAUGAAUUUGUUGCAAUCAAAUCAUAUCGAGACAACUCCAUCAAAGAUGAAUCCAAAAUUAAGGAAAUUCAAAUCCUUAAAAAACUAAAUCAUCCAAACAUCAUAAAACUCAGGGAUGUCAUCAAAUAAAACAAAACAAUCGCCAUCGUACUUGAUUUCUCAGAACGAAACCUGCUAUAAUACUAUAAAUCUGUCAAGGAAAAGAAUAGAACUCUAUGUGAAUAGCAAAUCUAAAGUAUUGUAUACUAAAUUGCUUGUGCCUUAAAUUAUUUGCAUAGUCAAGGCUAUUUACAUCGUAGAGAUUUAAAACCAGAAAAUAUUAUGAUUUAAGACAAUGGCAUAGUCAAAUUAAUAGACUUUGGAUAAGUUACAUAUCAAAAUGAGAUCCAUACUGAUUAUGUUUCCACUCGAUGGUAUCGGUCUCCAGAACAAAUCAAGUAAGAAAUAUACAAUCAAGAAGUAGAUAUUUGGGCCUUAGGUUGCAUUCUUGCAGAAUUGUAUCUCCUGAACCCCUUAAUACCUGGGACUACGGAAAUUGAUUAGCUAUAUUAGAUCUAAAAUCUCAAUCUGAACCAACACCAGAAACUGAUUCCUAUGCAACCCUUGGAUCUAAUUAAAGGUAUGCUUGAAGAGGAUCCACACUAAAGAAUAACCGCAGCAGAAAUUUUGCAAUCAAAUUGGUUAUCUUAGCCAUUCAAAUUUUUACCAAAAGAGUUGGAAUUAAAAGAUGAUACUAAAUACUUGAUAAGUCCUCAAUAAACUCCUGCAAAGGCUCUAUAAGUGUUUGGAAGACAAGAAAAUAAUCAAAAUCAUAUAACUCACCAUACCAAACCAAACUUUAACUUUUCUUAAAACCCUGUUUCUAAUAAUGUUGAUGAUGACUUAGACUGCGGGUAUGUACCUUCUUAUGUCUCCUCAUUAUAAGGUACAAGUAAAAAGAGAUAAAUAAGAUUAUAAGCUGAUGAAUAAUAAAACUCAUAGCGAUAAUUGUCAGAUCUACAAUAACAAUAUCAAAUUGCGAGCACGAAUAAUUAAUCAUAACAAAAUACUAAAAACUAUUAUUCAAAACCAUAAUUAAACUCCUAGAAAAAAUUUGGAAAUCAAGCAGAGAUUUAUUGA
Messenger RNA from Paramecium tetraurelia, 1191 nucleotides. RefSeq lists its product as uncharacterized. The transcript has 4 exons. Gene Ontology annotation, cellular component: cytoplasm; transcription factor TFIIK complex; nucleus. The record is from RefSeq and is a predicted model, not a curated record. Gene Ontology annotation, molecular function: RNA polymerase II CTD heptapeptide repeat kinase activity; cyclin-dependent protein serine/threonine kinase activity; ATP binding. NCBI's taxonomy places the organism in Eukaryota, Ciliophora, Oligohymenophorea, Peniculida, Parameciidae. Gene Ontology annotation, biological process: positive regulation of transcription by RNA polymerase II; protein phosphorylation.